Molecule: messenger RNA, 711 nt
Organism: Cooperia oncophora
Lineage: Eukaryota; Metazoa; Nematoda; Chromadorea; Rhabditida; Trichostrongylidae
Source: the annotation of a GenBank genome assembly
AUGAGCGGUAUGCUGGAGAAGAAGUGGACAUCGGUGCUGCGGCUGCAAAAGAAGGUAAAUGAUCUCGAAGCAAAACUGGCUGAAGCAGAGAAAGAAAUCAAUCACGGUGCACCGUCAAGAGAGAAGCGGCAACCAGCUGAAUGGAUUCCGCGUCCACCAGAGCGAUAUGCCCUUACCGGACAUCGGGCUCCAAUUACUCGUGUAGUAUUUCAUCCUGUCUGGAGUGUGAUGGCGAGCUGCAGUGAGGAUUCCACGAUUAAAAUUUGGGACUAUGAGACUGGUGAAUUCGAGCGCUCGCUGAAAGGACACACGGAUUCGGUACAGGACAUUGCUUUCGACAAGACCGGAAAAAUGCUUGUGUCGUGCUCGGCUGAUAUGACGAUCAAAGUGUGGGAGUUUGGCGGCUCAUAUGCCUGUGUCAAAACAUUGAAGGGACACGAUCACAACAUCUCCUCUGUCUGCUUCUUGCCCUCCGGUGAUGCAAUUCUAUCAGCAAGCAGAGAUCACACCAUCAAGUUGUGGGAGGUAGCUUCCGGUUAUUGUGUGCAUACAUUCCGAGGACAUUCUGAAUGGGUACGAAUGGUGCGCGUCUCACCAGAUGGCGUACUUUUUGCGUCCGCGAGUAAUGAUCAGUCCGUAAUGGUAUGGUCGCUGCAGUCGAAAAGUGUAAAAGCAACUUUACGUGAACAUGAGCAUGUCGUUGAGUGUAUU